GAAAAAUAGCAGAAUUGCUCCUUUCAGCGUUUUUAGGUGGUGAAUUUUGUCAAGUGAACCAUAAUAUACUACUCCUCCAUCAUGAUUUUGAGGAUUCGCCGCCGCAGUAGUUUUUUCUUCAGAUUUUUUGUGGCUAGUAGAUUGUAUAGUUCAGGAGAAUUAGUGCAAGACUCAACAGAAAUAGCCAAAAGGGUCUGCAAGAUUAUGACGUCAUGCCCCAAACUAGGCCUCGAUACGGCCCUUGACCAGAGUGGCAUUCGGGUUUCCGAAGAAGUAGUCGAGAAGGUUCUCGAAAAGUUUGAAAAUGCUGGAAUGCUGGCCCACCGGUUCUUCGAGUGGGCCCACAAACAACGGAGAUACUCGCACAGUGUUCGAGCCUACCACAUUAUGAUCGAGUCUUUGGCGAAGAUACGGCAGUACGAUAUAAUGUGGGAUCUUGUUAACAGCAUGAGAAGCAAAGGAAUGCUGAAUAUCGAAACCUUUUGUGUUAUUAUGAGAAAGUACGCAAGGGCUCAGAAGGUGGACGAGGCUGUGUAUACAUUUAACGUAAUGAAUAAAUACGACGUGCAGCCGAAUCUCGCUGCGUUCAACGGGUUGUUGAGUGCUUUAUCCAAGUCGAAGAAUAUUAGAAAAGCUCAGGAGAUAUUCGAUGCAAUGAAAAAUCAAUUUUCCCCCGAUUCGAAAACUUAUAGCAUCUUGCUUGAAGGGUGGGGAAGGGCUCCGAAUUUGCCGAAAGCUAGGGAAAUAUUUACGGAUAUGGUUGACUCGGGUUGCAAUCCCGAUAUUGUGACAUAUGGAAUCAUGGUCGACAUUCUUUGCAAAGCUGGAAGAACAAGCGAAGCGGUUGAAGUUAUUAAGGAAAUGGAGUUCAGUGGCUGUCAACCCACGUCUUUUAUUUACAGUGUCCUUAUACAUACUUACGGUAUCGAAAACAGAAUCGAGGAUGCAAUAGAUACGUUCCUUCAGAUGGAGAGAAACGGAGUCAUUGCUGACGUGGCGGUAUACAACGCCUUGAUUAGUGCUUUCUGCAAAGUGAAUAAAUUCAAGAACGCGUACAAGGUUGUGGACGAGAUGGAAAAGAAAGGGGUGAGUCCGAAUUCGAGGACUUGUAAUAUUCUUAUAAAUGGAUUGAUAGGCCGUGAAGAAACCGACGAGGCUUUUAAGGUUUUCCGAAGGCUGUCCAAAAUCUGCGAGCCCGACGCAGACACGUAUACAAUGAUGAUUAAGAUGUUUUGCGAGAGAGAUGAAAUGGAGACAGCUCUAAAGGUGUGGAAGUACAUGGAAAGGAAGCAGUUUGCGCCAAGCAUGCACACGUUUUCGGCACUCAUUAACGGAUUAUGUGGUAAGGGUGACGCUUCAAAAGCUUGUGUUUUAAUGGAAGAGAUGAUGGAAAGAGGGAUUCGACCAGGUCGGCAUACGUUUGGGAAGCUGAGGCAAUUGCUCUUGAAGGAAGGGAGAGAAGAUGUACUUGGAUUUUUGCAGGAAAAAAUGAAUCUUUUGGUUAAAGAGCCUCUUUGUGAUUGAGAUUAUUGUUUGUGGAUUGUAAGUUAAAAUCGAUUGUUGCAAUCGCAUGUUCGACAGUUGAUCCUUGACCUUUUCGCUGCACAAUCCGAGUCACGUGCACAUACGAACCUGCUCCCGGUUUUGGUGAAGAAACAGCCGCUAGAAAAAUCGGAUUUGAGAGCACGAGACGGAUCCAAAUCUCGGGGUGCGGUGAACUCGAGCGCGGUGGCUAAGGAAAACUGGGGACAUCGACCUUAUUGUUUAUUUUUGUAGAAUCUAUGAUACUCAUGUUUACAAUAUGCAAAUCAAUAAGCAACUAUUGGAUCUAAUGAGAUAUGAAAAAAAUGGGUUUUUCGAUUUUUA
This is a messenger RNA of Erythranthe guttata (spotted monkey flower), 1866 nucleotides long. RefSeq names its product Tetratricopeptide repeat (TPR)-like superfamily protein (gene APPR6). Gene Ontology annotation, molecular function: protein binding. NCBI's taxonomy places the organism in Eukaryota, Viridiplantae, Streptophyta, Magnoliopsida, Lamiales, Phrymaceae. The record is from RefSeq and is a predicted model, not a curated record.